This is a messenger RNA of Penicillium canariense, 705 nucleotides long. RefSeq lists its product as uncharacterized. The transcript has 3 exons. The record is from RefSeq and is a predicted model, not a curated record. Bases 1 to 705 code for a protein of 234 amino acids. NCBI's taxonomy places the organism in Eukaryota, Fungi, Ascomycota, Eurotiomycetes, Eurotiales, Aspergillaceae.
AUGCAGUUCCUCCUUCUUCUUCCUCUUCUUGCCAGCACUGGCCUUGCUAGCGCUGCUGUGUUUGGCUCACCGGUCACACACGUCAAGCGCGACAGCUGGGGAGGCAGUGUUUCGCUCGGCCCGACCAAGUCGACCAUCAUCAACGCAGUCACCACUCUCAUCCCCGGUACUGCGCCUUCCACCCAGAAUGGUGAGCUGUUCCUGUGGCCUGGGAUGUCCAACGGCACUGGCGACUUGGUCCAGACCACUCUAGAGAGUUGGCCCGACAACUCCUGGUGUGGUGCCACCACUGGUCAGUGGUGUGUCCGCGCUAGUGUGUUCGGAUAUUUCGGCCAGCUGGACGGCACCGCAAGCCCUGUCAGUGGUACCGACAAAGUGCGCAUUGAAUACAAUCUGGAGAGUGACGGGCAGACUUGGAAGCAGACCGUCACCAACGCCGAGACCGGUGCCCUCCUUUCCACUUACUCGCGCGCCUCUGGCCCAUACAUGACCGGCUAUGGUACCGGCACCGAGUGUGACAACAGCUGCACCGGCACUAUUGCCCCCCAACAGUACCUCGACACCACCAUCACCCUGGCUUCUGCCGACACCACUUUCGGCAGCACCAUUUCCACUGCUCAGAGUGCCACCUACUCAGGACUGGAAUCAAGCGAGGGUGGCAAGGUGUGGAAGAUUGCUACCAUCAACAUCCUUUCCAUGUCCUAG